Messenger RNA from Platichthys flesus (European flounder), 1195 nucleotides. RefSeq lists its product as uncharacterized. The coding region runs from base 396 to 737 and encodes 113 amino acids. The transcript is spliced from 6 exons. Lineage: Eukaryota; Metazoa; Chordata; Actinopteri; Pleuronectiformes; Pleuronectidae. The record is from RefSeq and is a predicted model, not a curated record.
GACUCAACACAUAACACGUGCCAGGGACCUUUAUAUGAAUGAGAGAGGAAAGGAUGUAGGAAAAUGAGCACGUGCUCUGGUGGAGGAUUCUGCUUUAUUUAUAUUUUCAUCACCUCACGUUUUAUAUUUUUCCUUUCGCCUUCGCCCUGCCUUUCCUUUGUCCCUCGCGGGGACCCGUCGGGCUCCAUGGUAACGCAGCCGCUGCCUAAGCUAAAGCUAAGUGCUGUUUUGCUAGCAGGCGGCAACAUCAAAGCUUUUUAUACUUUUAGCAAUAAAGCCCUGAGAAUGUGACGUCACGUCAAAUCUACCGACGACCCCCCGCGAGCUGAGAUGAAGAGACCGGAGCGACCCGAGCGAUGUGAUCCCUGUUGAAGACUCCUCCUCCAGAAGACACCAUGCCUGUGCUGAACAUCUGGGAGCUCUCCAUCCCGCUCCCGGCUGUUCUGAUGAUCACUCUGGGUGUUUACAUGGCUGUUCUGUGCAUCGGGCUGUGGAUCCGAUUCUGUCUCAAGGACCGUUGUUCCUCAGACUGCAGGGACUGCUGUCCCAACAUCUCUGUUUGUGAGCGCUGCUUCAGACUGGCUGAAAUGUGCAACUGUCGCCUGCCGACCAUGCGUUCGUGUCUGACCGACUCGUGUCCUGCUCCGACUUGUGCCAAGUGGGACUGUGCCUGCACCUGUCAGCCUCCCGAGUGCGAGUCCUGCAACUGCCUCUGCUUCGAGAUCCGGAUCAAGUAGAACAAGAGGAUGGAGAGUCGUCGUGUCUAAUCCCAGAAGUUCUGCUUUUCUCCACCUGGAGGCGCCGUCUCUGUCCACAGUAAAUUCAGAGACUUGUUCAUUCACUUCAACCUUAAUGUGGUUUUUAUUUUUUAGGCUUUUAUUUCUCAGCGUGUCUAAUCUGCUCUGAAGACAACAAUUUUUAUUUUCUAUUUUUUUAAUGUUCUUUUUGUGGAAUUUGUAUCGUCAGACUUUAAUGUUCGAGAAUGUUGUAAAAGACUGAAGUUGCUUUUUGCUGUGAUUUUAUACAUUUAUAUUUUUCAAAAGUUGUAUUAAAUUCUGAAGAGUUAAAAAUGGAUCUGUCGGUUUACUUUGUUCUCAGAUGUGUAGGGGGAGCAUUGCUGUCAACUGACCUCAGUUCAGUUAGUUCAAUCUGGUUAAGACUUUUGAACAUAAAGACAUAAAAUCACCUGUAUACA